Messenger RNA from Canariomyces notabilis, 2420 nucleotides. RefSeq lists its product as uncharacterized. Lineage: Eukaryota; Fungi; Ascomycota; Sordariomycetes; Sordariales; Chaetomiaceae. The coding region runs from base 428 to 2188 and encodes 586 amino acids. The record is from RefSeq and is a predicted model, not a curated record. The transcript has 2 exons.
CCUCGCCAGCGAUCACCUCUUCUGUUCUCAACUUCGCUUGCUGUUUCUCCUCGCAGCGCACUCUUUAUAUCACCUAUCAGUGUUGGGGAGAGCGCAGUGGAAACGACUCGGAACAUUGACGUGCCCAAGAGCACUGACCACACUGUAUUGUACCUUCGUAGAGGAGGCUGCAUUUGGCUCUUUCCUUCGUUAGUUUUGGUGCUCAGAUCGUAAAGCUGGAGCUAGGCGUGACUUACCUCGCCUACCUAUCGGAGUCCCGGACCUUGCCAAACAUCUGCCUCACCUGUCCCCACGUCACUUCCCAGGUCGAGCACGGCCGCUACGGAUUCCCGACGUCUGGGGAAGAGGCUUGCGCCGCGAGACCUAUGCGGCACCUACCUUAGGUUACUGAUCAUCGACCGCACUUGCCCUAGCCGGCCAAGCCAACAUGUUCGGAAACAUUGGUAACAUUGGUCAUAUGGUCAUUGCGGCAGCACAGAACGCGCCUCCCAAGGAUGUGCCCCCGCCCACACCAAUCAAUUUGCCUCGGUGCUACCCGCAGCUCCGCGACCGUGAUCCCUCUGAUGCCCGGACGCCAAAACCGCUUACUGCCUUGUUGCAGGGCAUUGUCCGGCCGACCGAGGUUUCGAUUUCUCACCUAGAGGCCCUUGGAGCACACGUGAUCCCGGACGCUCCCCCGUCCGCCUUGAUUCCGGACCCUUCUUUUAUUCCGGACUUUAAGGUCUGGGAAGCCCUCUCCUCGGAGGAGGUGCAUGCCACCAAUGAGAGCACUCGGAAACGCCUCAACACGGGCAACCUCUCACCUGGCUGCCAGACGUAUCUGGAGCGCAGACGGGAGCUCUCCAUCCCAAACGAGGCCGCCUACCGGACAGUCCGCAGGCUACCGGCUCCAAUGGGCCAACCCCAAGCCCGCCUGGGGAAUGCAUAUGAGUUCUACCGACACCUGGAGCUGUUCACUUCCUUUUGGGAAGACACAUCAAAGCCACCGAAACUGGAAGACGAUGCUGUGAAGGCAGGGGAGAGCAACGGGCAAACCGCCCCUGCUGCUCCCGAAAGUGACAAGGCUUCGGAGAAUGCCACCGGCGAGGUGCAAUUCUACCGCACCGGGUCCGGCGCCCAGAUGCCACCUGAAUAUCGCCAAAAUAUCAUCACAGCCUUCAUAAAGCUGGUAGCGUACGACUUCACAUGCAACGUGUCAGUACCUCGAGUCGAACCACGGCUACAAAUCACAUCCAACGCCUUUAGCUCCCCGCGCAGCUCCUACUUCUCCUCGGGGUGCACCUUCAUUUUCCGGAGCCCUGCCACCCGAGAAGCUGCCCGGGCUGGCAUCGUCGAAGGCCCGCUCGCCGCCGUCAGCGCAAGGCACACCACAACCUUCCCUGCAGCCGGCAGCGGCCAAGGGCCGACAGCUGCCGACCGAGAAUCGGUUCUGGACCUGGGUCGCGAACUGGUCGCUGCGCUCAUCACGGCGCAGCACCGCGCCCGCGAGGGCCGCACCGAGAAGCGCAUCGGCGAAAACGCUUGGUGGGCGACGAAGCCACGCUGGGGCGGCGGGCCCGGAGGGCCCAUCGGCCGCGAAGUGGAGAUGCAGUCAGGUGCCGACGAGACGGUUGGUGACAAGGACGCCCCGCCCCCUGAGAACCCUUCGUCAUCUCCCUCGUCGACAAGGGCAGAGGCUGUCUCGCUGCCUCGACGACCCUUUUCCCGCCCUGGCGCGCUCUCUCUUCCCAGCAGCAGCAGGGACUCAAAGGGUGCUAAGCGCCUCAAAAAAUCGGGCAAUCACCCUAUGUACGACAAUUACCGUGCAAUUCGGCCGCCGGCAUCUACUUGGGAUAAAAAGGCCAGGUACGAGGCCAUUGGGCGCGCCAGGGGUGCAGAUUAUGAUGAUAUCUAUGUCGUGAGCUCGGUGCUGCACCAUGUCAGCGUGGUAAGGGUUCGCGUACCGGAUCGGUUGCUCGCUGUCCUGGAAGGGCAGCCUGAGGGUACGGAGGACGCCGGAAACGGGAGGUGCUGGGGGAAGCUGGAGGUCUGGAGAAGCCCAUGGUUCGACUUCUUCAAGAUUGAGGAUCGCGUCAAGGCGAUGCAGCUUGUCUGGUGCAUGAUGGCUUGGCUCAUGAGAGAGAAUCAAGGCAAGAAUGAGCAGGCUGGAAAACAAGGGCAGGGAGAUGUGAAAAUGACUGGGAUAUGAGACACAUGAUUGUUGGAUGCUUGUUGGGAUAGAAACGAGAAGAUGAGGUCAUGAAACCAGCGGCAGAAAAGGCGGCUUAGAGCAUCUCGUGUCAGUUGGGAACGAUAAAUAUAUCUGCCGGUACGUGCAUAGAGACAUGAGUUUUCAGCGAAGACCAGCACGAUUUUGACUUGAACCAUUUCGCGUACAUAUAGCGCCUUAGGUCAACAGACAUCGACACCAGGCUUGUAUU